GGGCUGUACAAUAAUGACCAGAGUGAGGCGGGUUGGAAAUGGUCAAAUGGAGACAACUUCAACUAUACACACUGGUACUCAGGAGUGGAGCCGAAUGAGUACACAGAGAAAGACACCAACAACAGCUCCGUCCACUGCAGCUACUGAAACCACCCCAUACACAUCCGGCAGAGACACCUUCACCCCAUCACAGAGCCCAGCAACCGAGCCCACCUCCCGCUCAGAGCCAGAUCCACCUGCCCUUCCCCAGAGCACGGAGUCUCCUCCUCCACCUUCCAGCUUCCCUCCUCCCAACAUACCAGGACCUACAGCGACUCCCGAGAACAUAUUUACCGGGACCUCCAGAGUGACAGAAAGGCAACCAACACCCUCUUCCCUUCCAGUGAGGACUUCGACCAUCGAGUAUCAAGAUUUCUGUGACGCUAACCCUGAAUGGCAUUUGGUGCCUUUAACGCUCCACAUUACGUACAAGGGAAAUCCUCCGACUCCUGAAGAAAUUGAGCAACUGAAGGCGUCGGCUUGGGAGCAGUUACACGAGAGGCUGAAGAAAGCAUUCCCCAAGUUGACUUUCGGGAGAGUGAAGCCCAAGGAUCGUUCUGCUGGCAAGAAUCCGUGAGGGAUGAGGGGAACGGAAUAAGGAAAAGCCGGCAAUGCCUGGACACAGCUUGUGUCAUGUUCUCUCAGCAGUUGCUGCCUUGCCCCUGGCUUUAGAGGGUUUUAGGAAGGCUUGUGUUUCUGCAUCAUGUUGUUUGAGCCAAUGGUGAUGGGUUAGCACUCUCGUGCUUAGCUUUAAUCCAACGCUGUGACAAAGGGGUGUAUUUUAACGCUUCUUUAUUGUAUUCCAAUAGUUGUGAUUUUACGCAUUAUUUUAUUGUAUGGCUAAGAAAUGAGUAAUGUUUCAUUUUAUUUACCGAGCGGAGAUGGACCUUACUUCCUGUCCUGUGAUUCCUAUAAUACAUAGUUUAGAGAUAAACGCUCCUUUGAUGUGCAGUUUUGAGUAGAUUGACUGGCAAUAGCGGUAAUGGCAAUAUAUGGAGAUUGAAGUAUGUUUUUUGUUGUUUGAGCCGAUGCAGAUGGGUUAAUAGCGCUCAGCUUUACCCCAACUUUGUGACAAAGGGGGUACAUUUUACCGCUUGUAUAUUUUAAUUCAAUAGUUGUCGACAAUCUGGGAAUAAACAUGGGAACCUUAUACAUUGUAAACCUUUGCAUUUGUAUCUCCUCAUCUGAAACCCUUUCAAUUCCCAAUAAAGCUUCUUGAACACAAA
This is a messenger RNA of Callorhinchus milii (elephant shark), 1265 nucleotides long. RefSeq names its product extensin-like. The record is from RefSeq and is a predicted model, not a curated record. The transcript is spliced from 6 exons. Bases 14 to 616 code for a protein of 200 amino acids. Lineage: Eukaryota; Metazoa; Chordata; Chondrichthyes; Chimaeriformes; Callorhinchidae.